Molecule: messenger RNA, 1038 nt
Organism: Melampsora larici-populina 98AG31
Lineage: Eukaryota; Fungi; Basidiomycota; Pucciniomycetes; Pucciniales; Melampsoraceae
Exons: 5
Coding region: 1-1038 (345 amino acids)
Source: RefSeq, a predicted model, not a curated record
AUGCCACCCCACAACACCGGGUCAACGCAAUUGAUUUGCGGUCGUCACAUGCUAAUGCACAGCUUCGGCAUGAAUCCGUGUGCUGACAGUGCACAACUCGUGACAGUCAAACAUCUUCGGCGGAAGAAGACAGAGGCCAGGCAGCGUCUUGAAGAGGCUGAAGUUACACUCAAGACGCUGAUAUCACCGGGUGAUGGGUGCCCUGGCCGAGACGCUGCAUAUCUUGAGGGCCAGUGGAUGGCCCAAAGAGCACGUCACCUGGAUAUCAUCGAGGAAUCGAAGAGUGAGAAAAGGGAUAAGAUAAGUUUAUUACUGGAGUUGGAGGAAGGACUCCAUGUUUCUCUGAAACGACUUGACAGCCUGCAAAACGCACGCCGCCGAGCAAGUACUCAGGCCGAGCGCAGAGAGCUAGUAGCGCUACCAGGGACAGUGGUUGACUUUGAAGAACGCAUCGGAGCCGUGGCGAAUGAACUUGGUGGUAAUGAGUUUCGAGGGAUGUUGGGUGUCACAGCCACUCAAACCAAUGCGAUUCUAGCGAUAUCAAUUGCACGAGGCAAGAUGUACGAAGCUAGAGUUGGUGUGAUUGAAGCCAGACUGCGUCAGCAUCGCAACGAAGGUACGAGACAGCAGCAGCAAACGACACGCCAAUGUGGUGAUAAACUAAGAAACUUACGAGAUAAGUACAACACUUAUAAGCGUCGGGUACAAAAAUACCACACAGAUUAUCCUAGACGUCGGCGAGUGGAACUUCCGGACUUUGAUACCAUCGAGUCCAUGGAACCUGAUGAUCCAUUCUGGAACCGAGGUGAAGAUGAAGUACUGCCGGGCGAAGAGGCAGAGUCCGAGCGAAUCAGGCGUGGUAUAACUGCCUUCUUGGCGCGAAGGGGAGCCCAGGAGGAGCUGCGGCGACUCGCGCGAGAGUCACGCCAUAUGAUGGGUUGGGCAAUUGAAUAUCACCAGCGCAUCAUGGGAUUAAAGAUUACAAUGCAACAAGGUCCGCGGUAUUUUCAUUCCCAUUUACAUGGUUCCAGCAACUAA